Messenger RNA from Salvelinus fontinalis (brook trout), 2429 nucleotides. It is a transcript of the gene hepacam2, whose product is annotated as HEPACAM family member 2. NCBI's taxonomy places the organism in Eukaryota, Metazoa, Chordata, Actinopteri, Salmoniformes, Salmonidae. The record is from RefSeq and is a predicted model, not a curated record. Bases 91 to 1494 code for a protein of 467 amino acids. The transcript is spliced from 9 exons.
UCCCCUCCCUCCCUCAUACCUCCCUCCCUUACUGUCUCAGUCUCUUUCCAGAGCAGACUACUAACUCCUCAGAGGAUAUAGGAUACACUAAUGGAGGGCCCUGGAAGAAGGACCUUUAUCGCUCUGUGCCUGUACACUGCACUACUUACUCUCUCAGAAGUAAACUCAGAGAUCGUCCAUAUUCCGUCCGUGCUCCAUGGCGUCAAAGGGAAGUCCCUCCUCCUAUCCGUGGAGACUUACUUCCGAUUGGAGGACGUUGAGAUCCAGGGCAGCUGGUACCAGACCCGGCCAGGGGGCCCCAAAACCCUGCUGGUGACAUUCCACAACCACACAGUCAUCAUGCUGGCCUCGAUGAGACACAGGAACCGCUACUUUUUCCAGCCCCCCAACGCCUCUCUCCUGAUCCCCAGACUGGACGAGGCGGCGGAGGGAGACUAUCACCUGGACCUGGACAUUCACUUCCCCCAGAGACAGGAGCUCGUCCGGGCCGAGAGGACUGUCCACGUCACCGUCGAUGUACCUGUGUCCACUCCAGUUAUCCAGAAGACACCAUCUUCUACAGUUGUUGAGGACAAGGAAAACGUGACGUGGACCUGUAGGGUGGGGAACGGAACCAGGGUCCAGUACCAGUGGCUGAGGAACAACAUGCCCCUAGAUGCUAGUGAUCGCCAUCAGUUUUCCCAGGACAACUCUACUCUGGUGAUAAGCCCUGUGAGGAAGAAGGACAUUGGACAGUACCGCUGCCUGGCCAGGAACCACAUCAGCCAGAGACAGAGCCACACCCUGGACCUCAGUGUCUUCUAUGGCCCCUACAACCUGGCUGUGAAGUCUGACCAUGGUCUGCGAACUGGAGAGGUCUUCACAGUGAACCCUGGUGAGCUGGUGUUCUUCGACUGUCAGGCCGACUCCAACCCUCCCAACAGCUGUAUGUGGAUCUCUAAGACCAACAACGCCACUGAGGUCAUCACUGUGGGACUGCGCCUGGAGGUCACCUCUUACAAACUGGCCCAGGCCGAGGAGUUCCUGUGUAGGGCGUUUAACAAUGUGACCCAGAAGCAGGACGAGACCCAGUUCACCCUGGUGGUGGCCAGCCUGGGGACAGGACAGGAGAGAUAUGUCCAGGAGAGCAGAUCAUUCUCUCCUCUGGCUGCCAUCACUCUGUCCUGUCUGUUCAUUAGCUGUAUGUUACUGGUCUACUUCAGAAGGAGUUGUCAUCAUCCCAAGAGAGUUCUCAUGAACAUCUAUAACAGACCUUUGACAGAACAGAGACGCCCACAUCGUUCGGGUCAUGAGGAUGCAACGGAAGACUUUGGCAUCUAUGAGUUUGUCUCUAUACCUGGGAAAAUGGAAUCUACACAGGCAUCCAGCAGAUCUCUGGCACACCUAGAGUCUGUCCAGGAUUUGCAUACCACCAUCUAUGAUGUCAUCAGGCACAUCCCUGAAACUCCCACGCUGGCUACCCAGAGUCUGCUGGGAAAGCAGUGUGAAGAUUAACCAGAGACCAGAGUAUCCCAAAUUGCAUCCCAAAUUGAACUAUUUUUCCCUAUAUAAGAAUAUAUAUAUCCCGAGUGUCGCAGCGUUCUAAUGCACUGCAUCUCAGUGCUAGAGGCGUCACUACAGACCCUGGUUCGAUCCCGGGCUGUAUCACAACCGGCUGUGAUCGGGAGUCCCAUUGGGCGGCGCACAAUUGGCCCAGCAUCGUCCAGGUUAGGGGAGGGUUUGGCCUGGGUAGGCCGUCAUUGUAAAAGAAGAAUUUGUUUUUAUCCUACUUGCCUAGUUAAAUAAAGAUUAAAUAAAAAUACAAAAAUUUGUGCACUACUAGGGGCGGCAAGUAGUACAUUAUAUAGUGUUAAGAGCAUUGGGCCAAUAACUGAAAGGUUGCUGGGUUGAAUCCCCAAGCUAAAUAAUCUGCAAUGUGCCAUUGAGCAAGGCACUUAAGCCUCUGGCACAGUUUCAACAUCCUACUUAAUAUUUUCUAAUAAUUAUUUAAAUUUAAAGAACAAGAGCUCAUAAAUAUUUUUUCUCUCUUCAAAUUCUAUAUUUAUUCAAUGUGCUAUUUCAAGCUGCCUCUGGAAGUGGGCAAGAAUAUUUGGAUGAAGGAAUUAUCACAUUGCAUGUGAGAUACUAUCUGAUGGAGGUGUUGUAUAACAUUAUUUUUCAGCAUGUAAAUACAACAUCUGCUCUACACUGUACUUACUUUAUUGUUUUGUUUUGAAAGAAAUUACAUUUUAUUUUAGUGAAUAUGUUAUGAGUCCUAUCCUCCUGUCUUUUUCUGAAUGUAGCAAUUUUGUUGAUCUUGACAUUGCCAAGUACACUCCACUGGAGUGUGAAAUGCCAGAUGUGUUGUUGCCUGUCUGCAGAGUAUUGUACAGUUUCCACUUACAGAUAUGCACUUUUUGUAUUUGAAUAAAGAUUUACAACAAUUUGAA